AUGUGCGCGGACAGUGGAAAUCUAAUGGCGAUUGCCCAGCAAGUCAUCCAGCAGAAGCAGCAGCAGGAGCAGCAGCAGCAACAGCACCACCAGCAGCCGCCGCUCGGUGCUUUCUCCCUCACUCCAUGGCCCAACAACACCCACCACACUCUCGCUCAAAGCCCCAAUCUGGGCUUCGGGCUAACUGGGUCGGGGUUUUCCGACCCGUUUCAGAUGCCGGGAGGUUCCGACGCCGGUGGGGAGCCUGGGUUUCCGUUUCCUAACUUGGAUCACCACGCCACUGGGUUUAGGUUCUCUGAUUUGGGCGGCGGUGGAGCGGCCGAGUUCGACUCGGACGAGUGGAUGGAUAGCAUAAUAGGCGGUGGGGAUUCAACGGAUAGUUCCAACCUGCCUUAUGCAUGCGACACGUGGCAGGGGAACAAUGCUGAUUUCGGUCUCUAUGGCGCCGAUCCGUUUCAACCCCACUGCCCGAGUCGACUCAGCAACACUUGCUCUCCGCCGUCCGAUCUCAACCGAGUCAUAUUCUCCGAAACCCAGAACCAAUUGGCAACGUGGACUCCACCGCCGCCACAACAACUACACCAGGUUUCGAUUAAAGAAUCCAAAUCAGCAGACCAUCCUUCACUCAAAAACGACGCUGUCGGGGUGUCGUUAGGGUCGCCCGAGAUUGAGUCAGCACCGCCGCUGCUUAAAGCCCUACUCGACUGCGCCAGGCUCACCGAGUCGGACACCGACCGCGCCGUCAAAUCACUGAUUCGACUCAGGGAAUCGAUCUCAGACCACGGAGAUCCAACCGAAAGAGUCGCCUUUUACUUCGCCGAAGCGCUGCACAACAGAGUGUCAGUUCUGCAAUCAGAGAAGACCUUUACGACGGCGUACGACACUCCCUGCGAGGACUUCACGCUGUCAUACAAGGCCUUAAACGAUGCCUGUCCGUAUUCCAAGUUUGCCCAUUUGACGGCGAACCAAGCGAUACUCGAAGCGACGGAGAGAGCUACCAAGAUCCACAUAGUCGACUUCGGAAUUGUCCAAGGGGUCCAAUGGGCGGCGCUGCUGCAGGCCCUUGCGACCCGGUCCACCGGAAAACCCGUCAGUAUUCGGAUCUCCGGCAUACCCGCUCCUUCACUUGGGGAUUCUCCAGCGGCCUCGCUAUUCGCCACUGGAAAUCGACUCCGAGAGUUCGCGAAGCUUCUGGAGCUGAACUUUGAGUUCGAACCGAUUCUGACUUCGGUAAACGAGCUUGACGAGUCGUGCUUCCGGUUCGAACCGGAAGAGGCCUUGGCUGUGAACUUCAUGCUCCAAUUGUACAACCUGCUUGACGAUAAACCAGCAGCGGUUCAUUCUGCUCUGAAGCUGGCCAAGUCUCUGAACCCGCAGAUUGUGACUUUGGGCGAGUACGAAGCGAAUUUGAACCGGGUCGAAUUCGCCAGCCGGUUCAAGAACGCAUUGAAGUACUACACUGCGCUGUUCGAAUCGUUGGAGCCGAACUUGACCCGAGACUCGCCGGAGCGGCUGAAAGUGGAGAGGCUUUUACUGGGUCGACGAAUUGGCGGUUUGGUCGGGCCCGAACAAUCGGGAACCAAACGAGAACGGUUCGAAGACAAAGAGCAGUGGAAGUAUCUGAUGGAAAGCUCCGGUUUUGAGUCGGUAGCCCUCAGCCAUUACUCCGUCAGCCAGGCUAAAAUCCUGCUCUGGAACUACAAUUACAGUUCUUUGUAUUCUCUAAAGGAAUCUCCACCUGGGUUUCUCUCUCUAUCCUGGAGUGAAGUUCCCCUGUUCACAGUUUCUUCAUGGCGUUAAUGGGUUUUGCUUCGAUUUCGGAAUCGGGUUAUCGGUUUUUCGCCAGGUCUUUUAUAACUGGGCGGGAGCCUGUUAGUUUCGGUACGCCAUUGACGGCAAUCAGAUAUGAAACUCAAGACUCUGCCUUAGUGACAAACUUAGGAUUAGUAAUUACCAUCCAUCAGUGUUAAUUUUGAGCUUUUUGGGUCACAAAUUGCUUGUUAAUUUUGUAGUUUGGUACUAGUUUUUUUCACCUUCCUCCGUUUUUUGGCUUUCUUUACAGGUCUGAGACUCAAAUAUGACUAAUUGUAAAAAAAAAAAAAAAAAAAAAAAAAAAUGGCAUUGAAAAAUGGAGGGGUAAAAAGGUUCUGCCCCCUUUGUUGUCUGUAAUUCUGUUUGUAAAUUUGAAUCUUGAUAUUGAGUUUAGUUUUCAUUUAAUUUCACCUUAAUUCU
Messenger RNA from Malus domestica (apple), 2232 nucleotides. The record is from RefSeq and is a predicted model, not a curated record. Lineage: Eukaryota; Viridiplantae; Streptophyta; Magnoliopsida; Rosales; Rosaceae.